Pieris napi is the source of this 833-nucleotide messenger RNA. RefSeq names its product nipped-B-like protein. The record is from RefSeq and is a predicted model, not a curated record. The transcript is spliced from 15 exons. NCBI's taxonomy places the organism in Eukaryota, Metazoa, Arthropoda, Insecta, Lepidoptera, Pieridae. Bases 228 to 833 code for a protein of 201 amino acids.
CUCUUUUCUCGAAGGACCCUAAGUCUUGUUUUACAUAGUGGUGGUGCAGCGCAAAAACUGGCUUAAAUAACGACGGACGUCGACUUUGUUUGCUAAGCUCGGGACUAGAAAUGUUUAGAAUCAAAACAAUAAACCCCGAUUAAGUCAUUAUUCCAAACCGAGUCCUCAAUGUAAUUGAAUUAAAAUAUAAAUUGUACUGUAAUUUCAUAAUCGUCUGAUUUUAGAUAAUGGCUGCAAUACUUCCACAUAAUGUACUUUCAAAUAAUGAUAUUGAUCCUGACUACGGGAAACGAGUGAAAUUAAUGAAUAUGGAAUAUGGAGAAAUACUGUCAAGUUUUGAAAACGGUGAGUGGACUCCUAAAGAAUCAAGAAAAAUGUUCCGUCAAGCCCAGAAAAUUAAGAUGACACAUAGAAUGACGGGCGGACUGCAAAAAGCGACAACUCGACUUUUCAGCACUAAAUGUACAACCGAUCGACCUAUAAAAAUCGAUACAAAUUAUUUACCUGACACGCACGAAGACAAAUCUGUUGAUAUUAAAGAAAAUGAAAGUGUAGAAAAUAAAGAAAAAUCUGUUGAUACUAAAGAAAAUGAUAGUGUAGAAAAUAAAGAAAAAUCUGUUGAUACUAAAGAAAAUGAUAGUGAAAAAAAUAAAGAAAAAUCUGUUGAUACUAAAGAAAAUGAUAGUGAAAAAAAUAAAGAAAAAUCUGAUAUUCAAGAUCAUCAAAGUGAAGAAAAUAAAGAUGAACCCGAACCUAAUAGUAUUGGAGAAAAGGAAACGGGUGCCGACCAACCCGAAAGUAUAGGGGAAAACGAGGUGGGCCCGGGUAAGUAA